This is a messenger RNA of Pyricularia pennisetigena, 1020 nucleotides long. RefSeq lists its product as uncharacterized. Gene Ontology annotation, molecular function: IgE binding. NCBI's taxonomy places the organism in Eukaryota, Fungi, Ascomycota, Sordariomycetes, Magnaporthales, Pyriculariaceae. Gene Ontology annotation, cellular component: extracellular region. The transcript has a single exon. The record is from RefSeq and is a predicted model, not a curated record. Bases 1 to 1020 code for a protein of 339 amino acids.
AUGCAUUUCGCACCACUCCUUGUUCUGGCCGCCGUUGGCGCGUCAGCUCACCCUUCAGGCCAUAUCCACCUCCACCGUCGGGCUCACGAGAAGCGCACCCCUGAGCCCAAGCCCGAUCCCGCCGUUGGCGAUAUGGUUACUGCAACCAUAAUGGGCAAGGUCGUCAGCUGGACCAACACCUACGACGGCUCACCUUUCAUCAAGCAUGACCAACCAGCAGACGUCAAGGCCGCUGCCGCGCAGCCGGCUUCCUCCCCUACAUCGGCCUCUAACACAGUCCCCGCUGCGACGCCCUCUCCGGCGCCCGCCGCACCAGCCAGCAGCUCCUCGAGCAGCAGCUCUGACUCCAACUCUAGCUCCGGCUCCAAGUCCGGCACUGGUAUCACCUCUUACACACCCUUCUGCAACGGCCAGGCUACCGUUUCCAAGCGCGCUACCGUCGCGAACAUUGCCUACGUAGGCAACACGGGCAGCGCCAACAACUGGGGCUGCAACAUGAUGCUUGUUGCCGACGCCAAGACGGCCGACCAGUACAAGUACACCAUGAAGAUAACCAACCAGUCGAAGGACAAGCAGAUCUGCACGUGCUUCAACAAGAUUGGCCCCACUGGCCUCAUCGACGGCUUCUUCCACCAGGGUCCUACAUGGACAAUGGAAGGAAAGGCCACCCAGUACGUCGCUUUCGACGAAAACUCGCAGGGAGGCUGUGUCUGCAACGCGGGUGACAGCCUGCGCAAGACCUCCCUGGGCCAGUUGGCCGGUACCUGGAUCGAGAGCGACUUCGGUUCCUCGGUCAACAAGGGCUGGUCGGGCGCCGAUAUCUCGUCCAUUGUCCCCGAUAACUACAAGAUGCAGGUUGACGGCGCCAAGGUCUGCUUCGCCGGCACCUGCUCGACCAUCUGGCCCGGCGGCAAGGCUGACAACGCCUACACUGGCGGCAUGGAGGCUCAGGACGGCGUCGGCUUGAACAUUCCCCCAGGCAAGUGCCAGUUGGACGUCACGGUUGCCUUCAGCGGUUAG